AUGCAAUACGUAGGGAGAGCUAUAGGUGUAGUUUCCAAGAACUGGUCAUCUAUAAAUCCAGCUACAUUAUCUGGUGCCAUUGAUGUUAUAGUUGUUGAACAUCCUGAUGGUACGCUGGCGUGUUCGCCUUUUCAUGUUCGGUUUGGUAAAUUCAGAAUCUUGAAACCGUCACAAAAGAAAGUUCAAGUUAUCGUUAAUGGUAAAUCGACUAAUAUACCUAUGAAAUUGAGUGAUAAUGGUGAAGCUUAUUUUGUCUUCAGCACUGGUUCUGAUAUUCAUGAUAUACCGGAUGAUUUACUAUCUUCUCCAGUGCUGAGUGCCACUAGCAGUCCACCACAAUCCCCACACUCGAUUGAUGCAAACAAUGAUAUAACAGGACAUUUAGUUGAUAAAGAUGGUAUGAAGAUUGUUUUAGAAGAACCUGAUUUUUUGGAUAUUAACAUGAAUUCUCUAUAUAAUAAUGUGAAUAAUAAAUCGAAAGAAACCGAUUCAAGUUUAUCUAUUCCAACUUCUCCAAAAAUAGUAAAUAUUAACAAGAGACUGACAGAUAUAAAUAUACCUAGCAAGAUUGACUAUAAUGGGGAUUUAGUGCUAGAUAUUGAAGGUUACAAACCUGAUGAUGAAAAAAUGCAUGACACUGAUGAAAAAUUGAGAAAGCUUUUACAAGAAGAACUUGGGGAUUCAUAUAAGUUAUCAAAUAUUAUGACUGAAGAUAAGAACGGGAAUUUAAGGAUAUCUAAUCCUAGUGAUUAUUUCCAUUCACCUUCCAUAUCCACUUCUUCUAUUUCUGAUUUUAAUAGUAACGGUACGUUUACAAGCCCGACAGCUAUCUCAACGGGAUCUGACGAAUAUACAUCCGACACAGAUUUAAAUACGAACACAAUAAACAGCUCUAGUAUUGAUGAACAAAGUAAUAAGGUGUCGAGUAAUUCUAAUAAUACUCAACAAUAUAUUAGAACGAUUAGACUAACAAGUGAUCAAUUGAAAUGCUUAGAUUUAAGGUAUGGUGAAAAUGAUUUAGAAUUUUCAGUUGACAAAGGUAAGGCAAUUGUAAGGUCGAAACUUUUUGUAUGGAGAUGGGAUGUUCCAAUUGUUAUCAGUGACAUUGAUGGGACAAUUACAAAAUCAGAUGCAUUAGGUCAUGUCAUGACCAUGAUUGGUAAGGAUUGGACACAUAUAGGUGUAGCUAAAUUAUUUACAGAAAUUUCAAGAAAUGGUUACAAUAUAAUGUAUUUGACUGCAAGAAGUUCUGGGCAAUCUGAUUCGACUAGAAGUUAUUUAGAAUCUGUUGAACAAAAUGGAUGUAAAUUACCGAAUGGUCCUGUGAUACUCUCUCCUGAUAGAACUAUGGCAGCCUUGAGGAGAGAAGUAAUUCUAAAGAAACCUGAGCUGUUUAAAAUAGCGUGCUUAAAUGAUAUCAGAUCUAUCUAUGUGGAUAAGUUUGAAGACUAUCAUUCUAAUAACCAACUGGAUGGUUCCAACGACCUCGGUCUGAAUAAUAGACUGGAAGACGAUUUUAAACCCACGCCAUUUGUGGCUGGUUUCGGUAAUAGAAUUACAGAUGCCUUAUCUUAUAGAACUGUUGGUAUUCCAAGUUCGCGUAUAUUUACGAUUAACCCAGAUGGAGAAGUUCAUAUGGAAUUAUUAGAAUUGGCUGGGUAUAAAAGCUCCUAUGUUGACAUCAAUGAGCUAGUAGAUCAAUUUUUCCCACCAGUUAAGAUCAAUGAUUUUGAUUCAAGAAGUGUUUCUUCAUUACAACUUGGGUCUCCAUUAAGUUUAUCUGUAGAUAACAUGAACAAAAGUGAAAAUAAUCUUCAAUAUGGUACUAGUAAUAAUAAGAAAAAUAAUAACGAAAUUUCAGGAACUGGUUAUAAUUUUGACAAUAUCGGUGACACUAGUUUCACUAGUUCCAGUAAUGUUGACAGGAGUAAAUAUUUUAGAAACAAUCACUUUGCUGAUAAAUAUAAUGAUGUUAACUUUUGGAGAGAACCUCUAGUCAAUCUAGAAGAUUUAUCCGAUAAUAGUCUUGAAAGUGAUACUGAUUUAGAAAGUGAUCACAAGAGGCUUGUAUUGGAUAAAAAAAGUAACAACAAAAAAGAUAGAUCAUUAAAAAUAAACAAAAAAGUAUCGAUAAUAAAAGGUGAAGAUGACGAUAUUAAUUUUGUCCAAUCAUCAGAUAGUAAAAACAAAAACACGCCUACCAUGGAUUCUGUCAUGACUACACCAUCUAAGGAUAAGAACACGCAAUAUCAUCACCAUAAUGGGAAGAGUCCAAAAGAGCUCAGAAAAGAAGAAAUAGGCAAUCGAAUCUAUCUAGAGUUAGGUUCGGCAUUUUCUUCUCCUAGGAUGUCAUCCAUGAAUGAAUCACAAAGCACAUUUCUGGAUGGCACGCGUCCGAUGUCACAAGACAGCAGUAGAGAUGAUGUUAGCAUCUCUUCAAGUAUGAAUAUGGACAGGUUAACGUUGAAUUCACAAAAGAACAUAACGCCGACAGCUAGCAUAUCAAAAAUCCAAGUAAAUGUAUUAGAUAAUGGAGAAACGGUUGAAAACAACUCUCACGGUGGCUCCGAUUAUAGCGAUUACCAAUCUGGAGAUAACGAAGAAGCUACAGACGAUGAGUUUGAUGAAGACGACUUCGUAGAAUAA
Tetrapisispora phaffii CBS 4417 is the source of this 2646-nucleotide messenger RNA. It is a transcript of the gene PAH1, whose product is annotated as phosphatidate phosphatase PAH1. The coding region runs from base 1 to 2646 and encodes 881 amino acids. The record is from RefSeq and is a predicted model, not a curated record. Gene Ontology annotation, biological process: triglyceride biosynthetic process; fatty acid catabolic process. Gene Ontology annotation, cellular component: nucleus. Lineage: Eukaryota; Fungi; Ascomycota; Saccharomycetes; Saccharomycetales; Saccharomycetaceae. The transcript has a single exon. Gene Ontology annotation, molecular function: phosphatidate phosphatase activity.